Molecule: messenger RNA, 796 nt
Organism: Drosophila innubila
Lineage: Eukaryota; Metazoa; Arthropoda; Insecta; Diptera; Drosophilidae
Gene: Dnaaf6
Product: protein PIH1D3
Exons: 3
Coding region: 43-681 (212 amino acids)
Biological process (GO): axonemal dynein complex assembly
Cellular component (GO): cytoplasm
Molecular function (GO): protein-folding chaperone binding; dynein intermediate chain binding
Source: RefSeq, a predicted model, not a curated record
AAAAAGUGAAAUAGCGAGUGAAUCAAGUUGAGUAAAUAAAAGAUGUCGAUUUUUGACAAUCCGGACCAGCUGCGACAGCUGCAGAAUUUGUUGUGCCCCAGUCAGAGGAGGCGGGGGGGCGUCGAGUGCAGCAGCAGCAGCGAGGAUGAGGAGGAAUCCCUUGUGGUUAGCAAGCAGACACCUGGUAGCAUUGGACCACAGGCAGCUGGUGACGCGGCCAAUACGAGUGGUAAGAAAAAAAAGGUUAACUUAUUGGCAACACCAUUGAAGGAAAAGGAAAAACCGCAGGCCACCACGCUGGAGGAAUGGCAGGAGGCUCAGGAGCGCGAAGAUGCGGAUAUUUUGGAGUCCAGAAAGUGCCCCGAAUACACAAUGACAUAUCGUCAGGCUGUUGGCACCGAAGACGUGUUCCUGCAGAUGGGACAACGCACUGGCGCUUCGUCCAGCUGUGAAGAUCUCAUCCUUGAGAUAUCCCUGCCCGACGAACCAAUGGCCGCCGAUAAAAUGACCCUGACUCUGCAUGAGCAGGAUCUGGAUCUGGGCACUACACUCUACAGACUAAAACUACCGCUUCCGCAUCCCGUCGACGUGGAUCGAUGUCACGCCAAGUACGACAGCGAAUUAGGCAAGCUCCGACUGACACUGAGGCUGCGAAGGGAGCUGGACUAUGUCAAUUUUUAAAUACCUUCUCUUUUACCACAAAUCUACACAUUACAUUUUAUUUAAUAUUUUUAUUUAAGAGAACAACAUAGAUAUUAGCAAGUUAUUUGGGAAAAUAUAUUAUUAAAUUCUCAGU